Molecule: messenger RNA, 657 nt
Organism: Acanthocheilonema viteae
Lineage: Eukaryota; Metazoa; Nematoda; Chromadorea; Rhabditida; Onchocercidae
Source: the annotation of a GenBank genome assembly
AUGAUUCUAGGCGAUGGUAUGGUUGUACAUCGUGACAACGAAAUUAAUAACUGCAAAAUACCUUUUAAGUUCACGCCAGAAAAUAUGAAGCGUAUAGAAGUGAUAAUUUCAAAAUAUCCACCGGAAUAUAAGUGUGGUGCACUUAUUCCUGUGUUAGAUUUGGCACAGCGACAACAUGGAUGGUUACCCAUUUCGGCAAUGCAUGAAGUUGCUCGUAUCUUGGGAAUUGCACGGAUGCGAGUGUAUGAAGUGGCCACUUUUUACUCGAUGUUCAAUCGGAAACCAAUGGGAAAAAAUUUUGUGCAAGUCUGUGGGACAACUCCAUGUAUGCUUCGUGGUGCUGAAUCAAUUAUGGAAGCUAUUACCAAAAAACUUGGUAUCAAAGUUGGUGAAACAACGAAAGAUGGCUUAUUCUCAUUGGCUGAAGUAGAAUGUCUUGGUGCAUGUGUUAAUGCACCUAUGAUUCAGAUUAAUGAUGAUUAUUACGAAGAUUUGACACCGAGAGAUAUCAGUGAUAUUCUGGAUGAAUUGAAAGCAGGUAAACGACCAAAGCCUGGCCCACGAAGUGGUCGUACAGCUGCGGAGCCAAUCAACGGGCUAACAACGCUUACAACACCACCAAAACCUCCUGGUUUUGGUUUUCAGCCGGGCAUUUGA